This is a messenger RNA of Cuscuta europaea, 3786 nucleotides long. The record is from the annotation of a GenBank genome assembly. Lineage: Eukaryota; Viridiplantae; Streptophyta; Magnoliopsida; Solanales; Convolvulaceae.
UCAAAGCAUGGGCGGCGGCCCAUAGAGGAAUUCGUACCCGAACAGGAAAUGAAAUUCCAAUAACCCUUUCAUAUUUCAGCAGCAUAAAAAUCUCAAACACUCAUAAAUCCGAAUUCUCUCUCUCUCUCGAGCUGCUUUGUGGUCUUAUUGUGUGUCUUAUCUUCGCCUAAUCUUCCCCUCUUCUCUUUUUGCGAUCCAGUUAAUCAGUGAAACCAUGAGCGACCAAGGAGAAAAGACAUGUCCUCUCUGUGCUGAGGAGAUGGACCUGACAGAUCAGCAACUGAAGCCCUGCAAGUGUGGUUAUGAGAUUUGCAUUUGGUGCUGGCAUCAUAUUAUGGACAUGGCUGAAAAGGAUGAGUCGGAAGGUAGAUGCCCGGCAUGUCGUACUCCUUAUAACAAGGAAAAGAUUGUUGGAACUGCACCAAAUUGUGAAAAGAUGGUGGCUGAGAUGAGUAUGGAAAAAAAGCUGAAGUCCCACAAGGGGAAAGGUAAAACAUCGGAGUCAAGGAAGCAGCUUUGCAGUGUUCGAGUAAUCCAAAGGAAUCUUGUCUACAUUGUUGGAUUACCGCUUAAUUUGGCAGAUGAAGAUAUUUUACAGCACAAGGAAUAUUUUGGCCAGUAUGGAAAGGUGUUGAAGGUAUCUAUAUCACGAACAGCAGCGGGUGCCAUUCAACAAUUUCCAAAUAAUACAUGCAGUGUAUAUAUCACCUAUUCGAAGGAGGAUGAGGCAGUUCGUUGUAUUCAAUCUGUACAUGGAUUUCUUUUGGAUGGCAAACCUCUAAAAGCGUGCUUUGGAACAACAAAAUAUUGUCAUGCUUGGGUUAGAAAUGUGCCUUGCACCAAUCCUGAUUGUUUAUACUUGCAUGAGAUUGGGUCUCAAGAAGACAGCUUUACUAAAGAUGAAAUAAUAUCAGUCUAUACACGGAACAGAGUACAACAAGUUACUGGUGUCACAAAUAGUGUGCAGCGGCGAUCAGGGACAAUUUUACCUCCACCAGCUGACAAUUAUUGCAACAACAGCCUUGCUUCUGCCGCAAAACCUAUUAGUAAAGCCAGUGCAAGUAAUUCAGCAACCACAGUAAUUAUUUCUCCUCCUGAUAGUAGCUCUGGUAGAUCUGCUGUUCUCCCUGCUGGUGCUUCCUGGGGGACACGUUCCUCAAAUAAUCAACCACCUCCUUCAAGCUCUCCUUAUAGCAAUGGGCCUCUCAAAACUAAACCUGAAAUCUCCAACUGUUCGGCGACAUUUUCUGCAGCAGUUGUUAGUACUAGUCAGAGUUCAUUGCAUGCUGCUGAUCGAGAUAAGCAGCCUGCUCAUGUUGAUGAAAUCAGCAAUAAUCAAAACAGGAGCAAAAUUGAAACGCCCGAACCUUCUAUGCAGCAGCAUCUAGAAGUAGAUGAUCAAGAUUGUGUUACUGAGACCCCUUCCUCGCCAGUUCCACCUCUUAGUUCAUCUAUGAUUGAUCAGAUAAACAUUCAGUCUUCUGCCAGUGGAAAGGCUAAGCAUACAUCUGAUAUGCAUGAUACUGCAAUUUUUUUAGCUGAAGCCCCGGAUCAACGAAUUCAUAAGUUAUGCACAGACGUAUCAUCGUUAACAAUUGAUAGACACCAAUGGUCACCAUUGUCCAGUCACUUCGAUAAACCUAGGGAUAUUUUAACAUCUGAAGGUAGAACCACUAUAAAACAUGACAAGUCAGAUUCGAUAGUGAAUUUACAAAUGCAAGGUGUUGCUACUCAAGAAAGUGGUGAAGAUAUUUCCAACAUCGGGUUACCUCAAAACCCUUUAAUGUCUUUUAGUUCUUUAAGUUGGUCUCCUCUUCUCACCAACAAUAGUGGGUCUGAUAAUGAAAAUGUGCAUAAUGUAGAUAGAAAAUGUGAUUCAUUAUUAGAGACAUCAAGUUCACUAGAGUUCUUUAGUGGAUACAAGGAGAACAUUGACAGUUAUGCUGAUAGAAAAUGUGAUUCAUUAUUAGAGACAUCAAGUUCACUAGAGUUCUCUAGUGGAUACAAGGAGAAUGUUGACAGUUAUGCUGAUCAGAGGAAUAAUGCUAACAGUUUUGAAGGUGAAACUGCAACUGCUGACAUGGGAGAGAGUAGCAUAAUAUCAAACAUUUUAUCACUUGAUUUUGAUCCAUGGAAUGCACCGUUAACUUCUCCCCAGAACCUGUCCAAUCUUAGACUAUCAAACUCAUUAAAGUUGCAUACGAGCAAUCAAUCAAGGUUCUCUUUUGCCAGGGAGGACAAAUCUAUAAAACCAGCACCAGGUCCAAUACCAGAAGCUUCUUUAGGUCAUAUUCAACAAUCUUUUAAUCAUCCUCUAAACCAUGACUUGUCCAAUAUCAGAAACAUUCAAGAUAACCACGGUACUCAAAGGGGUUUCUCUCUUAUCAACAAUGAGGAUUAUAAUAUCUCACUCCGCAGCUAUCCUACACUCUUACCUAAUAAUGUGCCGGUAUCAAGACCUCAGAUGUCUGCCCCACCAGGAUUUUCAGCACCUAACAGAGCACCGCCUCCAGGUUUUACAUCUCAUGAAAGAGUGAAUAAGAACUUCAGCUUUGUCUCAGGGGAUCAAUUGCUUGAUUCUGCAGUGUUACAGAAUCACUAUCAGAAUCCACCUGCAAAUUUGAUAUUAGAUAAUGAUGGUAUUGAGUUGCUGGAUCCUGCAAUUUUAGCAGUUGUAACUGAGAAAAUUCCUAUUCACAGUGGUGCUAAUAAUUCCUCGGUAGGAUUAGAUUUGGGCCAAAGCUUUCCUACUCAGCAAAUCAAUAACUUUGAGAAUGAGCUGAGACUUCAGUUAUUAAUGCAACAGUCCCUACCCACACAACAUCAGAACCACUGGUUAGCUGACGGAUUAGAGAACUUUUCACCCUUUCAUGAAGCUUAUGGUCUUCCUCCGAGCAACAUUUCCCCAUUCACGCAAUUCAGUGUUUCACAAUCUAGAGGGCCCGUUAUGUCAAAUGGCCACUGGGAUGUCAGGAAUGGUGGGGUCAAUAGUGUAAACGAUUUGGGUAUGGCUGAGAUCUUACGAUCUGAAAGGAUGGGGGGGCUUAACAACGUCUACCAUGGAGGAUAUGAUGAUACCAAGUUCAGCAACCCUAAUUCUGGCAAUUUCUAUAAUAGAACAUUUGGGAUCUAAUACAAGUGUUUGUGAGAUUCCUUUGGCAUUCAUAAAAAAUGUGGAGCUAAUUGGGGAACUGUCUUUUAUGACACUGACAGAUAACUAAGGUGGCUCUAUCGGUGUUUAAGUCUCCAGAAUAAUCAACCUGCUGCAUGACUUAUAUCUGACAACAUAAUUGCUCCCACAAUGAUGGGAAUGCUCUUUGGCGAUUUGUCUGAGCUACUUUCAGAUUUGGUGAAGGAUCCAUCCCUCUUCAGGUUUGGUCAGAAACCAAGAGGUGAAAGAAGCUGAGAUUGAGGUUCAAAAUGAAGUUUGAGUUGGAGAUGGUUGGGGUGGAGAAGAGAGGAGAGAAGAGAAAGAGCCACACCAGGUUUGUUCCAAUGAGUGCCUGAAGGAAAGACUCCAAUACCGUCUAUUGCUCAUUUUUAUUGCAAGUACAAAAAUUGAAAGACGUGAAUGAGUUCGAAAGCUUUUUUGCUUAAUCUUCUAUUAUUUUUAUUGCUAUAGUAGAGGUAUAUAUAAUUUGGAACAUGAUUGUACAAAUGAUUGAACACUUGGGACCUGUUUGGGAUUCUUAUUUAUAAAGGGGAAAUGAUUUGUAAAAAAUCCGGUUCUGCAAAAUACACUUUUGUUUAUUCUAUUAACUGAGCUCGGGAGAAUAAGCUUUGCGC